AUGUCGAGCUCGCAAUUACCCUGCAGCGACCCCUAUAUGUACCCUGGAUCACGGUGUGCCCCCGAGAUCGUGUCGCUGGAAGUAGGGAGUGGUAGCGAUACCGAAGUGCUCGAAGCGCCUCUAAGGUACCUGCGCCUUAUAUCAUACUACUUCAAUGAUCAUCUACAUGGAACAUCAGAGUUCUUCAUCGUUCCCAAUAGCUCGCCCUUUCUCUUCCGCAUCUUUCUGAAAUUCCUCAAAACCGGUAACCUCUAUCGUCUGGACUCAGAUGAGACGAUGGACCGACGUUUCUCUUUCGGCACACUGAUCGACAUUUUUGAAUUCGCAAAAGACUUUGAGAUCGAUGCACUGCGCAACGCAGCCCUGAACGAGUUCUUCCUCCGCAUUGUCGACAAUCCAGAUCGAAUGCCGUAUAAGUAUAUCUCAGACAUAUACGAGGCCACCAGCUCGGACUCAUCUCUUCGAAGUCUCAUCGUCGAUGUCAUCGUGUACAUUGGAACGAAGCAGGAAAUGAAAGAAUGGAAGGACGACCUCCCAAAAGAAUUCAUGAUGAACUGCUUGACUGCCGCAAACGAGGAUGAGAUUGUGCCGUUCUCGGGAGACCGGUCCGAAGUCGAAGUCAUGGAAUGGCUGAACGAGAUGAAAGGGAAGCUGUGUAACUUGUUCCAUGUUCACGAUCUCGGGCCGGAGCCGGAAUCGCGACAGAUGAGACCUUUCGUAAAGAACAGGAAAUCAAGGUUGGGGAAAAGGGCGAGAAGGAGGCAGGAGGAGGAGACAGCUCGUGAAGAUUCAGAUGAAGAGGGAGAGAUGGACCCAGAGAGACAAAAGUUGGCUGAUGAUGACGCUGCCGAGAGAAUGAGGUAUCUGAUGGAACCUUUGCCUGCCAGGGCAAGGUAUUAG
Molecule: messenger RNA, 900 nt
Organism: Alternaria alternata
Lineage: Eukaryota; Fungi; Ascomycota; Dothideomycetes; Pleosporales; Pleosporaceae
Exons: 2
Coding region: 1-900 (299 amino acids)
Source: RefSeq, a predicted model, not a curated record